This is a messenger RNA of Rattus rattus (black rat), 662 nucleotides long. Its product is annotated as zinc finger protein 431-like. Gene Ontology annotation, biological process: regulation of DNA-templated transcription. The transcript is spliced from 3 exons. Bases 333 to 527 code for a protein of 64 amino acids. NCBI's taxonomy places the organism in Eukaryota, Metazoa, Chordata, Mammalia, Rodentia, Muridae. The record is from RefSeq and is a predicted model, not a curated record.
GGAGGACAGGCACAAGUGCUACUGAUAUGCAAAUCCCUUUAGAUCUGGAAAAGGUCUGGCCCUGGGCUUGAUGCUUGGGUCUGGAACUGUGUAUCCUCACUGUACCUUCAGCUCACUCUAACCCUUAAGGAGGUGCUCAAGUCACUCAAGACGACUGGCCAAUCAGAGUCUUCACUGGACCUGCCAAUCAGAAGAGAAGGCGGGCUUUUCCGGGUGCCUUGGUGUAGUAUUCGCGUAGUAGUUAAGCCUUCUUAAAUGGUCCUGGCUGCUGUGCUCUGUGUCCUGUGUUUGGAUUCUGUGAGGCAUGUUCAGGCAAGCUCCGAAGUUGCGACAUGGAUGCAUUGACCUAUGAUGAUGUACAUGUGAACUUCACUCGAGAAGAAUGGGCUUUGCUGGAUCCUUCACAGAAGAGUCUCUACAAAGAUGUGAUGCAGGAGACCUAUAGGAACCUCACUGCUAUAGGUUACAAUUGGGAAGACCAUAGUAUUGAAGAACAUUGUCAAAGUUUCAGAAGACAUGGAAGGUAAUUUUCAUGUGCAAGUUGGUAUGAAUAUGCCUCUGAAGAAAUGUUAGUAUGUCCUCGAACUUUUAAAGAAACGCAACAGUGUUAAAAAAAAAAUACUUUAAGUGUAUUUAUUAUUAAAUUCUCAGAAAUCCAUGUA